AUGGCGGCCAAAAGGGGCCUUCUUGCGAUUCCUACCGAACUUCACAUUGAAAUUCUUGCAAAUCUUACACUAGCUGACCAGCUCCGAGCUAGUCAAGCAAUCGAUAUAUGGUUUAGGCUUCUGAACGAUGGGACACUGAAAAAAACGAGGUACGCCACUAUUGCACCAGGAAUACGGGGCUUUCAUCAGUUAGUGUCCCACCCCGGUGCUCUUAUCUGCACGGUCGUCGAAGGAAUUGUUCAAGAUUACCUCUAUAUCUGCGACGAGGAACGCCCUGCCGGGGAGUGUGAUCUCGUCUAUGAAGGCGAAAAACAAAAAAGAUAUCGCCGAGCACCGAGAUUCAGUAUCUCCAACCACCCGGUUCUCGACGAACCGAUUAUAUCGCAAACUAUGCUCGAGGAUAUAACCACUGGAAAGCAGCCGGGAUCGGAAAGACAACCGCACUAUGGACUUGAACGAGACUAUUAUGGUUAUCGAGAAACAUUACAAGCACCAAGGACAUGGACAGCCACGGAUGGCAAAACGGUUAGAGAGUUUAUACAGACGAUUGCAAAGGUUGCCCAUGAUAAUAGCCCCGAGUGGAGUUUUCGAGAACCCUCAAGACUCGACCGGAAAACAGAGAUAUUGUUCUGGCAUGGUUGGGAUGGAGAAGAUGAAGACUCAUUGGAGCCAAUUCUUGAUGGAAUCAUCUACUAUACACUUAAUGAGUCUUUGUAA
Molecule: messenger RNA, 717 nt
Organism: Orbilia oligospora ATCC 24927
Lineage: Eukaryota; Fungi; Ascomycota; Orbiliomycetes; Orbiliales; Orbiliaceae
Exons: 1
Coding region: 1-717 (238 amino acids)
Molecular function (GO): protein binding
Source: RefSeq, a predicted model, not a curated record